AUGGCUUCUGUGGCAAGCAAGAACCUUUACGAGCUUCUGGGCAACGACCUGGAGCUCGACCCCAACAGAGAGCCUGAACCUCCUACCAAGGUCAUGGACAAGCCCGUCCCUCGCGCCGGCAAGCGCAACGCUGGUCCCGAGGCUCCCUCGACCGACGCUCCCAGACCCGCUGGCCGUGGUGGACGCAACGCCGCCUUCACUGGCUCUGAGCAGGCUUUCCGCGAUAGAGGCGCAGGUGCUUCUAACAACAGAUCCAAGCCUACCGAUGACGGUGUCCGCCAGGACCGCCGCCCCAGAGGUGACGGCGAGGGCCGUGGUGGCCGUGGUGGCCGCGGUGGUCCCCGUGGUGCUGGUGGUAGAAACCCCCGCGCCGGCGACAAGCACGACCGUACUGGCCACGCCGGUAGCAACGACCACGCCAAGCAGGCCGGUGCCGCCUGGGGUCACGAGACCGGUAACGCCGAGUUGAACGACGAGAAGGCUGCUCUUGCCGAUGCUAAGGCCGAGGAGGCCAAGGAGGGUAUUGUCGCCGAUGCCACUCCCGUCGAUGCCGAGGGUGCCGCUGCCCAGGAGGUUCCCGCCGAGGAGGACAACGUCAAGUCCUACGAGCAGUACCUCGCCGAGCAGCUCGAGAAGAAGGCCGCUCUUGCCGGUAACUUCGAGGCCCGCAAGCCCAACGAGGGUGCUUCCAAGAAGUUCCCCGAGGGCAAGGCUUUCGAGCGUGACGCCAACGAGAACUACGUCGCCCCCUCCGCUGGCAAGGCCAAGAAGCAGAAGGAGCGCAAGGACAAGAACCUGCUCGACAUUGACCAAGCCUGGAAGGAGGAGCAGUCCCAGACCCAGGACUCUGGAUUCCGUGGUGGCCGUGGUGGUGCCCGCGGUGGUGCUCGUGGUGGUGACCGUCCCCGUGGUGGACCUCGUGGCGGCCGUGGUGGUCCCCGUGGUGGUGCCGCUAGAGGUGAUGCUGCCCCUCGUGAGAGCGCUCCCCGCGCUGCCCGCACUGGUGCCUCGCCCAACGUUACCAGCUCCUCGGACUUCCCCACCCUUGGUGCUUAA
This is a messenger RNA of Aureobasidium subglaciale EXF-2481, 1056 nucleotides long. RefSeq lists its product as uncharacterized. The transcript is spliced from 5 exons. Gene Ontology annotation, molecular function: RNA binding. The coding region runs from base 1 to 1056 and encodes 351 amino acids. The record is from RefSeq and is a predicted model, not a curated record. Gene Ontology annotation, cellular component: nucleus; cytoplasm. NCBI's taxonomy places the organism in Eukaryota, Fungi, Ascomycota, Dothideomycetes, Dothideales, Saccotheciaceae.